UUUACCAAUAUGGUGGACAAAAGCACAUCGGAAAAUUACACCAUGUGGCCAAUGCUGUUGGACAUGAGCAAAGAAGAAUGCAAGCGAAUAUUGAGGAGAAUGGAGUUGGAGGCGUACAGCUCUAUUGUUUCAGCUUUCAGAGCACAGGGCGAUCUCACAAAAGAUAAGAAAAAAAUUCUUCAGGAUCUUCAGUCCACUUUAAGUAUCUCAACAGAGAGACACAGAGCUGAAGUCAGAAGGGCUGUUAAUGAUGAAAAAUUAGCCACCAUUGCUGAUCACAUGUGUGGACCUAGCACAGAUGCAGAAUGGAUGAUCGAGGGGAGGAGACUAAUUCCUCUGAUGCCUCGUCUUGUGCCUCAAACGGCAUUCACGGUGACAGCCAACCAGAUGGCUAAUCUACAAGCAGAAAAAAAUGCAGCUAUGCCAAGUCCAUCUAGAACAGGCAGUAAAGACUUAAGCAGCACCUCCUCUAGUCCACCGACUCCUGUUAGUGGUACUGUCACCAAGGUAACAAGACCAUCCAGCCCAAACUCUAAUGUGGUGGUAUUGCCAAGUGGAAUGUCUAUUCACAUCAAAGGUGGAUUAAACACAGAAGAUGAGGAAGAAUUGCCUGCAAGAAAGAGAAGAAGAAGUCAGUCCUCUUCAGAAUCUAUUAAUAUUGUGUCUCCAUCAGCUGGUACACAAACUCCAAGGGUCACGUAUUCCACUACAGCAAGUUCAGCUUCAGGGAUGUCCCCUGUCAAAAUCACCAUCAGCAAGAGUCCCCAAACACGCCCUCAAGUCACAUCUUCAACCAGCCAGUCACAAAAGGUUAUCCUUGUAUCCAGUUCUGGGCAAGCAUCAUCAUCCAGCAUUUUACAUCAGAAAUCAAUCACAGUCCCUGUGGUUAAAACAACCAGUUCUUUGGGAGGAACAUCCAAUCAGAAAUCUAAUAUCUUACCAAAUUCUGGAUCUUCAUCCAAUGGAAAUCUUGGAAACAUUGUUACAGUGGCAACUCCCUUGUCAUCAACUUCAUCUUCAAACUCUACAUCCACAGCUGUCACGACAUCAACUAUGACCUUCUUGACCCCAACUGUCAGUAUUCAGAAACCUCGCCCAAAAACAGUUCCAAGACAGAGAUUUCCUGUGAGCCAGGGUCAGCAGAAGCCUGGAGUAGUCAUACCAAUGGGGCCGCAGCCUGUACAGCCCUCUCCCCAGUCUAUGCAGAACAUUCAGAUAAAACCUGUUGGCAAGUCCCCCUCCACAAUUCAGAUUAGGCAGGAGGGAGGUAUGAAGAUAAUUACUCAGAGUUUCCCAGGGUCUGGUGGAAGUAAGAUUCUACCUAAGCCCACUCAGCUCCCUACCAGUUCUGGUACACCAGUUGUCGUCGUUAGUCCCGGAUCAUCCACUUCAUCAAAUGUCACCAUGGUCACCAAACCCAUCACAUCCAUCGGUCAAGCUGGGACAAAGAUUUUGAACAUAACGACUCAAGGUGGGAAGGUGAUUUCUACAGGAACAAGUCGUGGACCAAAUGUUGUAACAGUGAAUCCUAAAACACUCCACUUAACAGCCGUGAAAUCAGCAGCGGGAGGAAGUGGAAAGCCCAAUGUUAUUGUUGUACAAAAGACCCAGCCCCGGCGACUUUCAGGAAUGCCCACUUCUACCGCAAGGGGAACAACUGUCAUUUCUAGUCCAUUUGAAAAGGAGUUGGUGAGUUUCCUACAGAAGCAAGACAAUACUAAACACAUCGUAGUAACAUCACCUUCAGGUGGCCAGAGACCAAUAGAAAGGAAGGUUAUAGUGACCACUCCAGGGCAGCUGGAGGCCACUAGACAGAGAGUUCGUAUUGAAAAUGCAGAAGGGAAGUUGAUCCAAGAUCUGAUCCAUGCAGCAAGUCAGGAUUCUGAGGGAGGUGGUGACGUCACUAUUAACCUGGACGAAGCUACCCUGGCUGCUCUGACGGGAAGCACUAGCAGUCAGGUAUCAGAGACGGUCACCAGUAAAGGUGCCUCAAGUGAAAACCUGCCAAACAAUGAAUGGUUUGAGUAUGAUGACAAUAACCCCUCCUUCCAGUCUGGGGUAGACCAGGCUGCUGUACAAGCCCUCAUAGAACAACAGGGAUCUAACAAACCAAAAGUGACAGUUCAAAGGUCUGCCAGUGUGGAUAUUGGGCAGUUAUCAGAUCAACUCUCACAGCAGCAGUUCUACACAAUUGAACAAGCCAUGAAGAUUCUGAAUAAUCCAGAACAGAGUGAGGCAAUGAUGUUGGAAGAGAGCCAGGAAUCCACAUCAGAAGGGAAUGUUGUCAUAGAGACAGUAAAUACAUCACAGAGUUCUGACAUUACAUCACAGAAUGAGUUGGAACAGAUAGCUCGUAACCUGAACCUCCAAGGGGAGCUGGAUCCACAAACAGGGAUAUUUUACACAGUGACAAAUGCAGCUGGUCAGACUGAAACCCGCAGGCUAACAACAGAAUCCAAGGUUGUCACAGAGAGUGCUCCCCAAGGGGAGGCAACCCCAGGCUCCAAAGCAUAUGAUUUGUUAAGCAGUUCCCUGGCUCAGGCACAGAUUGACCUGGAUCCUUAUCAGUUCAUUGAGGAGGAUGUACUUUCUGACAAAUCUGCAACAGGAAGUCAGGCUGAUAGUGGGGUUGUGGAGAUCCCAUCUUCUGGAGAGGUCUCGGCUGACACAACAAUAGAGAAUGUGGUGGUGUCUGAUAGCAGUGAGCCCACCACUAGUGCCGCCCUCCACACCACCACACUGAACACCACCACAAUCAGGAUCAAACCCGGCAGCAGCUUCAUCCCUAUACAGGAUGUGGCUAAAUCUUCUACCAUCAAUGUUACACAGGAACAGUUGAGUUUAGAAGGUGUAGUUCAGGAUGACUUUAACACAGAGACUGUAGAAAUGACGGGCACAACAGACUUCCUGUCCCAGCCAGCGGCCCUGACAGAAGAAGUCCAGUUAGUGAUGGAUUCUGUCUCGCUCGGAGAUCGCACCAUUCAGAGCACUGAAACUGUCACGGUGGAAACCACACAAACAGUAGAUCCGACAGAAGUCAGUCUAGAUGAGUUUGUGGUCAUGGAUAACCCCAUCCCAGGUACUAGUGUAAGUGAAAGCCACAGUGUUGAUCCCUUAAGCAGUUCUGAUCCCACGGGCUUGGCAAGAUUAGGAAAGAGAAAAAGGAAAGUUCCAGCUGCAUUGGAGGAUAGUCCCACCCCCCUGCCUGGUGGGGGCUGGAACAGAGCAUGCCUGGGGAUAAUACAGAAAGUGAUGAAAUACAGAGGAUUAAACAGACAUAAAGAUGACCUGAAUGCCUCCACAUGGUUUUUAGAACCAGUGGACCCAGAGGAUGCCCCAGAUUAUUACACAAUCAUAAAAAAUCCUAUGGACUUUGGAACAAUCAAAAAGAAAUUGGAGAGUCAUACUUACUCUGAUUAUGAAGAUUUCCACUCAGACAUGCUGCUAGUUCGAGACAACUGUCGCGUGUACAACCCCCCAGGCAGUGUGGUCCGUAGAGAUUGUGAUGAGGUGUUUGCUUACUACAUGUCAGAGUACGAAAGAAUCCUAGAAAAAUGGCAGAAGGCUCACAUCUCUUCACCCUCCUCCAAGAAACUGAAGUUUGAAAGUAGAAGUCCUAAGAUGUGAAUUGACUUUUUUAUAUUAACUCAGACCUAUGUGCCAAAUUUCCUCUGCUCCUUUUGAUGGAGUCGUAUACUGCCAGAUUUUGUUGUUUUAUGUUUUCAAUCUCAUGUUAUAUUAAGAAAAUUGACUGAAAAAUUAAAUGUCUUGUUGUUUGAUUAGAAUAGCUUCAAUUUCAGAGUCCACAUUUGAAAUCAUUAAGAAUGAACCAUGCACAUUUUUAAGGAUGGUCAUUGAAUAUUGUUAUAAAUUUCAUUUAUUUUUGUGCAAUACUUUGGAUCUCAGAUUUAACUGGAUGUUGGUUGUAAAUUUCCAAGUCUUCUAAAUACAAUGUACAUAUAAAUACUAAAAUUAAUGGACAUGUUAUUUGGAAUCUGACAGUAAACUUAUGUAGGAAUCCUAGAUAUUUUUAAUGCAUGUAAUACUGUUUAUGAUUUGAAACAAAGAUGUUGAAAAUGUUUAUUAGUAUUACAGGUUGAAACACAUGCUUGUAUACUGUACAUGUAUGUUUUUUAUUACUGAAUAUUAAAAUGUAAAAAUAUGA
This is a messenger RNA of Saccostrea echinata, 4165 nucleotides long. RefSeq names its product BRCA2-interacting transcriptional repressor EMSY-like. Gene Ontology annotation, cellular component: nucleoplasm. The transcript is spliced from 25 exons. Gene Ontology annotation, biological process: regulation of DNA-templated transcription. Gene Ontology annotation, molecular function: protein binding. Lineage: Eukaryota; Metazoa; Mollusca; Bivalvia; Ostreida; Ostreidae. The record is from RefSeq and is a predicted model, not a curated record. Bases 10 to 3627 code for a protein of 1205 amino acids.